Molecule: messenger RNA, 1770 nt
Organism: Hirsutella rhossiliensis
Lineage: Eukaryota; Fungi; Ascomycota; Sordariomycetes; Hypocreales; Ophiocordycipitaceae
Product: phosphoenolpyruvate carboxykinase domain-containing protein
Exons: 8
Coding region: 1-1770 (589 amino acids)
Biological process (GO): gluconeogenesis
Cellular component (GO): cytosol
Molecular function (GO): ATP binding; phosphoenolpyruvate carboxykinase (ATP) activity
Source: RefSeq, a predicted model, not a curated record
AUGGCCGGUCCCAUCGCCAGAGUUGCCUCUCCCUACCCAGAUCCCAACGUCAAAGGCCCCAGCUCCCAGAUCCUGGCUCAAAGGCAAGACUCGCGCAACAUGAUUACCAACACGGUCAACAAGACUUCUCUGCACCCGGGCGGUGUCCAGCCUCACCGCGAGCACACCGAGCUUGAGGAGGCGCUUCACGAAAAGGCACACAUCGACUACGACCACGUCGCAAUUAUCCCCAAUCCUUCCGUUGCCGUCCUCUACGAAGAUGCGCUGGUGUACGAAACAGGCACAGCCAUCACCUCGAGCGGUGCCCUGACGGCCUACUCGGGCAAGAAGACGGGGAGGUCUCCCCUCGACAAGAGAAUAGUCCAGGAGCCGUCGUCUGAAAACGACGUCUGGUGGGGCCCCGUCAACAAGCCCAUGAGUCCCGAGGUCUGGAAAAUCAACCGCGAACGCGCCGUCGACUACCUCAACACGCGCAACCGCAUCUACGUCGUCGACGGCUACGCCGGCUGGGACGAGAAGUAUCGCAUCCGCGUCCGUGUCAUCUGCGCCCGCGCCUACCAUGCCCUCUUCAUGCGAAACAUGCUCAUCCGCCCUCCUCGUGAGGAGCUCGAGCACUUCCGCCCCGACUACACCAUCUACAAUGCCGGCUCCUUCCCCGCCAACCGCUACACCGAGGGCAUGACCUCGCCGACCUCGGUCGCCAUCAACUUUGCCCAGAAGGAGAUGGUCAUCCUCGGAACCGAGUAUGCCGGUGAGAUGAAGAAGGGCGUCUUCACCGUUCUCUUCUACGAGAUGCCCAUCAAGCACAACGUCCUGACCCUGCACUCGUCGGCCAACGAGGGCAAGAAUGGCGACGUCACCCUCUUCUUUGGCCUGUCGGGCACCGGCAAGACGACCCUGUCUGCCGACCCCAACCGCGCCCUCAUCGGCGACGACGAGCACUGCUGGAGCGACCGCGGCGUCUUCAACAUCGAAGGUGGCUGCUACGCCAAGUGCAUCGGUCUCUCGGCCGAGAAGGAGCCCGACAUCUUCAACGCCAUCCGCUACGGAUCCGUGCUGGAGAACGUCGUCUUCGACCCCGAGACCCGCGAGGUCGACUACGACGACUCGACUUUGACCGAGAACACACGAUGCGCUUAUCCCAUCGAGUACAUCAGCAAUGCCAAGAUCCCCUGCCUCUCGCCCAACAUGCCCUCCAACAUCAUCCUCCUCACCUGUGACGCCCGCGGCGUCCUGCCUCCCAUCUCCAAGCUGGACCGUGCGCAGACCAUGUUCCACUUCAUUUCAGGCUACACGUCCAAGAUGGCGGGCACCGAGGACGGCGUGACGGAGCCUCAGGCCACUUUCUCCUCCUGCUUCGCCCAGCCCUUCCUCGCCCUCCAUCCCAUGAGGUACGCCAAGAUGCUGGCGGACAAGAUUGAGCAGCACAAGGCCAACGCCUGGCUGCUCAACACGGGCUGGGUCGGCGCCGGCUUCGCCCACGGAGGCAAGCGCUGCCCCCUCAAGUACACGCGCGCCAUCCUCGACGCCAUCCACUCGGGCGAGCUGGCCAAGGUUCAUUACGAGACGUACGACAUCUUCAACCUGCAGGUCCCCACCACCUGCCCCAACGUCCCCGCCGAGCUGCUCAACCCCAAGAAGGCCUGGACUGCCGGCGCCGAGAGCUUCCAGAACGAGGUCGUCAAGCUCGGCAAGCUGUUCCGCGAGAACUUUACCAAGUACGAGAGCGAGGCCACCGAGGAUGUCGUCAAGGCCGGGCCUACGGCAUGA